UAUGGGGGACAGAGGAGGGAGCAGAGAUCCUGGGCGGCAGCCAAUAAUCUCUAUAUACCAUUCAUUCCAUACAGGGUUACAGCGCAGAAAGUGCUUACAGCGUCUCCUCCCUCCUUCCUUCCUGUGCUCAAUGCUUUUCUCUUCUCUGGAGAUCCUAUAUUCUGGUUAUAGGGAAAUUUUCCAAUCUUCCCAGGACCAGGAAUGAGUAUUAUAACUCCCGGAGAUGAUGAUGGGACCCGGCAGUUUUACCAGCAGUUUUGUCAGUAUGAACAUCAUAAAGUGAGGAUGAUACAUGAAUAUUUCCAAGAUGAUCUGCUCUACAUUGUGGAGAACCUGGAUCCUAUAUCACUUCUGAGUGAGCUGAAAUCCCGAAAUAUCCCAGAUCUAGAGAAAUACCAGAGUCUAGAAAAUGAUAGAAAAACAUUGGCCCGGACUUUACUACAGGAUAUAUUUACCAGAAGACGAGAAGCUGUGAUAGCAUUGUGGGUCAGUCUUUAUGUCUUACAGAAGAAUCGUGGCUUCCCUGCCCUGGACGCUGUACUGGAGAAACUCCGUCACACAGAUGACAAUCUGGUGGGACAAAUCCUACUGGAUAAACUCGGGCACAACCUUCCCCCAGAGCUGACAGAUGUCCAGAAUUGUCUUAAGAAACAUUUAUAUGAAAAAACUGAGAAACUUCUAGAGAACAAACCUCCAAGAUGUAACCAGGAAGAGGAAAGUUUUCCAUUGUCUACACGUUACGUGAACCUCAUCAUUGUCUCCACUGAUCAGUUUAGGGAACGCUCUGAGAAUGAGCUGAUAGAGACCGGGGUAAGACAUGAGCAAUAUAUAAAGGAGACCCAAAAUAAAUUACAGCGCAUUUCCCCCAACAAGAUGUUCCGCUGGUGCCCCCGAUCCAGACUUGUGCCACAUAUGGUGAUGGUGAGCGGAGUGCCCGGUGUAGGGAAGACCACGCUGAUGCAGAAGUUUGUCUAUGACUGGGUGAGGGGCGUUCUCUAUCAAAGAUUCUCUUUUGUCUUUUUCUUCAAAUUCCGGGAGCUGAACAGACUGGAUGAGGUUAGUCUGGAGACAAUGAUCCUCCAACAAUACCCACAUCUGGGGCAGCAGCUUGGAAACCUCUUACAAGAUCCAGAGAAACUUCUCUUCAUAUUUGAUGGAUUAGAUGAAAGCAAUCAUACAAUGGAUUUCACAUCCCAUCACUUGUGCUCUAAUCCUAGACAGCCCCAACAUUGUGGUCAGAUUGUGGUUAGUUUGGUGAGAAAGUCUCUUCUGAAUGGUUGUUCUGUCCUUAUGACCAGUCGCCCAACCAGAUUGGCAUCAAUUGAUUGUAAGUUUUUCGAGAGAAUAGUAGAAAUCACCGGGUUUUUUCCAGAAGAACGACAGACGUACUUUGAGAAUUUCUUCUCGGACCCUGAACUGGCAGAAAAGGCUUUUACUUAUGUGAAGCAGAAUGACACAUUGUACACGUUCUGUUACCUCCCGUCCUACUGCUGGAUUAUCUGUACAGUAUUAUCCAGGAGCUUCCAGACAAGUAGUGAUCAGCCGGCGUCAUUAUUACCCAAAACAGUGACGCAGCUCUUUGCCAUAUUUGUCGCCAACAUUCUGUCCAAUCACAGCCUGGACAAAAGUGACGCUCAGAAGAUGCUACAGUCCAUCGGAUGGAUGGCACAAUAUGGAGUCAUGAAUCACAGGAUUAUUUUUGAUGAUCCAGAUCUGGGUUCUUUUAAUGUGGACAAUAAUUCAAAGCUCUUAUCAAGUUUUGUGAUAGAAUCCGAGGAACCUGUGACCUAUUCCUUCUUACAUCUCACUGUUCAGGAAUUCUUCUCUGCCUUGGUGCAUUAUGUGGAUUAUUCUCCUGAGAAGUUACAGGAAUCACUAAAUAAAGCCAAAUCCUAUCCUGAUGGACGUGGUGAAAUGUUCCUCCGUUUCCUGUGUGGUCUAUCAGACGGCUCCACCGGGUCAAUACUAACUGGAUACCUGGGCAAACAAGUAGUUCAGGCCUCCAUAUAUGUCAUCACUUGGCUGAAGAACUUUAUUCUAGAAGAACAGAGGGAAAGGGGAGACAAGAAGAGACGUCUUCUCAGGACAUUCUUCUAUCUGUUUGAAUCCCGGAAUAAGCCUCUAGUGGAGGAAUCAUUACAAUCAUACAGAAGACUUGACCUUUCUCAUAUUCGCAUGUCGGCUCUAGACUGCACAGUGUUAUCAUUCAUCAUGGAAACCUACACAAAUAUAGAAGAAUUAAUUCUAAAUGCAUGUUCCAUAGGCCGUGAAGGAUUAGAGAGACUUGCACCAGCUUUGCAUACAGUGCAUUAUCUGAGAUUGGAAAGUAAUGACCUACGAGACACUUCCUGCACCCAAUUGGCAUCUGUAAUAAGGAAUAACCCGUCACUGAAGAGACUUGUCCUGUCUGAUAACCGUCUGUCUGGUCGUCACUUCAUUGACUUGGUGGAAGCUCUGUGCAGUCCAGCCUGUAGUAUAGAGGCAUUACGAUUGUCUGAUAAUGAUCUACCAGACACUUCCUGCACCCAGUUGGCAUCUGUAAUAAGGAAUAACCAGUCCCUGAAGAUACUUGACUUGUCUCAUAAUCGUCUGUCUGGUCCUCACUUUGGGGACUUGGUGGACGCUCUGUCCAGUCCAGACUGCAGGAUAGAGACAUUACAAUUGGGUGGUAAUAAUUUACCAAACACUUCCUGCACCCAGUUGGAAUUUGUAAAAAAGAAUAACCCGUCCCUGAAGAGACUUGUCCUGUCUGGUAACAAUCUGUCUGGUCCUCACCGCAGGGACUUGGUGGACGCUCUGUCCAGUCCAGCCGACAAUAUAAAGACAUUACUAUUGGAUAGGAAAGGUCUAUCAGACACUUCCUGCACCCAGUUGGCAUCUGUAAUAAGGAAUAACUCCUCCCUGAAGACACUUGACCUGUCUGAUAACUGUCUAUAUGGUCCUCACUUUAGUGAAUUGGUGGACGCUCUGUCCAGUCCAGACUGCAGGAUAGAGACAUUACGAUUGAAAAAUAAUGAUCUACCCGAUACUUCCUGCACCCAGUUGGCAUCUGUAAUAAGGAAUAACUCCUCCCUGAAGACACUUGACCUGUCUUAUAACCGUCUGUCUGGUCCUCACUUCAGGGACUUGGUGGACGCACUGUCCAGUCCGGACUGCAGGAUAGAGACAUUAUUUUUGGGUGAUAAUGAUCUACCGGACACUUCCUGCACCCAGUUGGCAUCUGCAAUAAGGAAUAACUCCUCCCUGAAGAGAUUUGGCCUCUAUAAUAACCGUCUGUAUGGUCCUAACUUCAGGGACUUGAUGGACGCUCUGUCCAGUCCAGACUGCAGGAUAGAGGAAUUACAAUUAGAUUACAAUGAUUUACCAGACACUUCCUGCACCCAGUUGGCAUCUGUAGUAAGGAAUAACCCGUCUCUGAAAAUGCUUGGACUUUCCAUGAACCGUCUGUCUGGUCCUCACUUCAGGGACUUGGUGGACGCUCUGUCCAGUCCAGACUGCAGGAUAGAGACAUUACACAUGUGGGGCAAUGGAUGGUCUGAAGAGGAAAAGGAGAAAAUAAGAAGGCUGGAAAGACAGAAACCAAAUUGGCAAAUAUAUUACUGACCAAACAGGAUGUCGGAUGUGAUGAGCAGAUGACAGGACAUUUAUGGUCAAUAUUCGGUGGCCCAGCUCAGCAUCUCCAGCUGCUACCUGUUCGAGUUGUUGGUUUGCUGGAUGCAUAGAGUCGUUCUCAUGCCUGUGGAUGCAGGAGCCAGUACCAAGUCCUCUCCUGAUGGACCUGACCUUGGUUGGCAUGUCUGUGCCUCAGCCGUGCUAUCCUGAGGAGACUAAAGUUAGUGAGCCUGGGUACUGCUCACUUAGGUCAGGCCUUCUACGUUUAGGUCACAU
Hyla sarda is the source of this 3888-nucleotide messenger RNA. RefSeq names its product NACHT, LRR and PYD domains-containing protein 3-like. Gene Ontology annotation, molecular function: protein binding. The transcript has 14 exons. Gene Ontology annotation, cellular component: cytoplasm. Lineage: Eukaryota; Metazoa; Chordata; Amphibia; Anura; Hylidae. The coding region runs from base 202 to 3603 and encodes 1133 amino acids. The record is from RefSeq and is a predicted model, not a curated record.